Messenger RNA from Lotus japonicus, 1453 nucleotides. RefSeq names its product tropinone reductase homolog At5g06060-like. Bases 125 to 955 code for a protein of 276 amino acids. Gene Ontology annotation, molecular function: oxidoreductase activity. The transcript is spliced from 5 exons. The record is from RefSeq and is a predicted model, not a curated record. NCBI's taxonomy places the organism in Eukaryota, Viridiplantae, Streptophyta, Magnoliopsida, Fabales, Fabaceae.
GGCAAAUCUAACACCCUAUAUUAUAUCCAAUGAAGGCUGAAGAGGGAUCUGAACACAACUAGAUACUCCCUUUUUGAGUUCUUAGGGAGAGAAAUUGUAAUUAAGCCACUCAGCCCCAUAUGAAAUGGCAGCUGAGGAGGGCACUACUACUACAAUACCAAACAGACCCUUAAGAUGGUCCCUCAACGGCAUGACUGCUCUUGUCACCGGUGGAACUCGUGGCAUUGGGCAUGCCAUAGUGGAAGAUUUAUGUGGGUUUGGUACCACUGUCCACACUUGUUCCAGAAACCAAGCAGAGCUUGAUAAGUGCUUAUCUGAUUGGCAGAGUAAGGGCUUUUUGGUUUCUGGGUCAGUGUGUGAUGUGUCAUCUUUAGCUCACAGAGAGAAGCUCAUUCAAGAAGUUACCUCUAUCUUCAAUGGCAAGCUUAAUGUUUAUGUGAACAAUGUUGGAGCAAACUUUAGGAAGCCAACUGUUGAAUACACUGCUGAGGAUUAUUCUGGAAUGAUGGCAAUCAAUCUAGAUUCUGCAUUCCAUUUGUGCCAACUUGCAUAUCCUCUUCUGAAAGCAUCUGGAAUGGGAAGCAUUGUGUUUAUUUCUUCUAUUGCUGGUGUGGUAAGCUUAGGUACUGGAUCAGUCUAUGCAGCAAGUAAAGCUGCAAUCAAUCAGCUUACCAAAAGUCUGGCUUGUGAGUGGGCAAAAGAUGGCAUAAGGAGCAAUUGUGUAGUUCCUGCAACCACCAAUACACCGCUUGUAGAACAUCUGCUUCGCAACAAGAAGUAUGUCGAUGAAAUGUUGUCUCGAACUCCUAUUCGGCGCAUCGCAGAAGCUCAAGAAAUAUCCUCCUUGGUUGCUUUCCUUUGUCUGCCUGCUGCCUCUUACAUCACUGGACAGGUUAUUUGUAUUGAUGGAGGAUUAACCGUGAAUGGAUUUCAGCCCAGCAUGAGAAUAACAUGACAUUCAUGUGCUUCUCAGUUUGUUGUCAAUAAUCUUUGGAAUAAAAGAUCCAUAAGAACAUCACGGUACAAUUUAUUUUAUGUUGAUGGGAAACAAACCUUGAAUGGUUUUCAGCACAGCAUAAGAAUAAAAAUAGCAUUUACGUAUUCCUUGAUUUAUAUAUUUUUGGUAAUAAAAAUGAUAGAACAAAGAGAAAAAAUCUCCAAACUACCGGCUAUGGCGUCAAUAGCACGCGGGGGAGAACAACGAAGACCCAUGGGUAUGAGUUGUCAGCUACUACUGCAAUCGGGUACCUCCUUGAAGUUCCUCACCAACUAAGUUUUUACUAAGUGCAGGGGAGAGUUAAAUUCGGAACAUUUGAACUUCUAUGUCAGUCCAAGCUAAUCCUUGAUUUGCAUUUUCUUCUGCUGUUUCAAUGUGUUGAUCACCAUAUGCCUCAGACAUAACUUACGGUUUUUACUUUUUAUCAAGAAACAUUGUCUUGGAUUGCUUUCUCAA